AUGAGUAGUAAUUCUGCAUCUGAUAAUAAUCUUACAACAGACGAAAACUUGAAACAUGACGACGAAACAGCGUCAAGCGUGCUUUUACAAAAUAAAAAAUUAACCAACAAGGAAAAAAAGAAACUAGAAUACGAAGAAAGAAUUAGGAAAAAAAAAGAAAAACAUUUAAAAAGAGUUAAAAAAAUAAUCACAAAAAGUAACCUGCCUUCGCUAAAUGGUCUAAAAAAUGAGCUGCUAUGCAAUGGUCACUCCACUACCCAGAAUUGGACAGAAGACCAAAAGGAAAAUCUCCAGAACGGGAAAAAUGACCAAAAUGUGAAAUCCCACAAUGCAAACUCCCACGAGGAAGCCUCUCAAAGUGACCACACAGAUGAAAUAGAAAAUCCAAAUGACCAUUCACAUGACCCAGACGAAACAGGAAAGGAAGAAAACAAAUCAUGUAGAAAGGAAAUUGAAAGGAUAAAGAACAAAUACAAACAACUCUGUUCCAUGGAAAAUGUGUCGAACAGGAAACUGAUGAAAAAGCUAAAGUACAAACAAAAGCAGGACAAAGAAGCAGAAAAGGAAAAAUUGUUCAAAAAUAUAGAACAGUACAGGUUAAACACUAACCAGCGAAAUUUUAUCUGUCAAUUUGACACAAAGAAAAAGAGCCCAAAUCAGCAAAAUCUAGAAAAACUGUUUCAGACGUAUGAAGAAAUGAAGAUCGAUUUGCCAAAUAAUUUGAAGCUUAUAAAAAACAAGCUAGAAAAAAAAAAAAAAAAAUUUCUGGAAAGCAAAAAAAGAAAUCAAGAAUUUGCCACCUAUCAACAAGGUGCAGAGGGAAAAAAACUAAAAGUGUCAAAAGAUCUGGAUCAUCAUGCAGAGGUAAAUCAGGACGAUGAUCUGAUCUCCAGUGAAGGGGAUGAUACUACCAAUGAACUAGUAAUAAACGAUUGUUUACCACAAAAUGGACGAAAUUGCAGCGAAGGCGUAGGGGAGACUGAGUGUAAUCAUGUGCUUAGCUCUGAGAGUGACCUUGCUGACAAUGACCAUGUUGAUGAUGACAAUACUGAUGGUGAGAAUCCAGGUGACACAGCGGACAGCGCGAAUCACCCUGACGAAGGAAAUGCCCAACCGGAAGGAGAGAAAAGAAAAAUCGUCUACCAAAGAGUCCAUAUAAAUCGAAAGGACAAAAUAGAGAAAAUGAGGCAGGCGCUGCCUGUCCUGGGGUACGAACAAGAAAUUAUAGAAGCGAUCCUAAAUUACGAUGUCGUCUUUAUAAGUGGAGAUACCGGGUGCGGAAAAUCCACACAAAUUCCGCAGUUUGUUUAUGAGCAUGGGUUCUGCACAGAUAACUACCUCAUAGGUGUGACGGAACCGAGAAAAAUAGCUGUAAGAAGCAUUUCCAAUAGGUUAAACAAAGAACUAAAUGUUGAAGAUGUAGCUGGGUAUCAAAUAAGAUUCGAAAAAUCGCAUUUUUUAAAAAACAGUAAAAUAAAAGUUAUGACGGAAGGUAUACUACUAAGAGAAAUUAUGCACGACUUUAUUUUGUCAAAAUAUGCUGUUAUUAUUCUAGACGAAGCCCAUGAGAGAAGCAUAAAUAUGGAUUUAAUUUUAGGCCUCCUGUCCAUCAUCUGCAAAAUUAGAAAAAACAAUUAUUUCGCAUACAAAUCGAAUGUUAUUCCAAUUAAAGUUAUCAUUAUGUCUGCAACUAUUAAUGACACUCACUUUUUUGAAAAUAAAAUUUUUACAAAUUAUACCUCUAUCAACAUUCCAACUGAAAAAGUCCCCGUAGUGGAUCACUUCCUCUCGUACACGCCUCAAAACUAUAUUGAAGAAGCGAAGAAAAAAGUUAUACAGAUUCAUAAGAAGUUACCACCUGGUAGCAUCCUAGUGUUCUUAACAAGUCAGGACGAAAUUUAUCGUUUAUAUAAUAUACUCAAUAAUUUAAAAAUGUCCGAAGAAAACACACAAGCAGGAGAUGAAAAUAAAAUACACGCACUUGAACAUACUAAUGAUGGGAAAGCGGAAAAAACGCAGAACGAAAAUAUAAAUGCUUUUGACCUAAGUGAGGACGAAAAAAAUGCCAAUGAUAAUAAGUGCAGUUUUUUCUUCAGGACAACGGAUGAAAAUAAAGAAAAGCGAAUUAUAUUUGAAGCAUCCGAUAGUGACCACGACGAUGCUCCUUUGCACAGCGAUAUGUGGGUAAGCGCACCUGACCUUACUGAGCAAACUGAACAGCUUGAAAAUGAUGCCGAUGGGCAUGAAGAAAAUUGCAGCUUAUUGAAUAAUCCCAGCAGUGAAAAAGCGAACCAAUCGGACAACAACGAAGAAUCAUACGGUAUUGGGAAUACGGAGAACGGGAAAGACGCCCCCCCCUCCUGUGGGAGCAGUCAGACUGAAGAAGGUGAGGUUGGCGAAGGUGGCCCCCCUUCGGAAGGGCAUACCGAGGGAGAUAACCAUUCUGGUGAAGACGUCCAAAACGAGCAUGAGCAGUCGGAGGAUAGCCAAUCUUGUAGUGAACACGCGCCGGACAACGAACCGGGAGAUGAACAAACGGAAGGACAGCCCAACGAAGGCACAGUCAACGGAGAAGUGAAAAAAGAAAGGAACAAAAAUGAAUCAAGCAUUUGGAAGGGAAGCGACGGGUCAGGCAGACUAAAAGUUUUUAAACUCUUUGCAAAUAUGCACAUGAAGGAACAAAUAAGUUUAUUUAACAACCCUAGGGAUGAUGAGCGUGUCUGCAUUAUAAGCACAAACAUAGCAGAGACGUCUAUCACCCUACCAAACAUUCGCUACGUAGUGGACUGCGGAAAGGAAAAGAGAAAAAUUUACUCAACGUUGAACGAUUAUUCCUACUACGUUAUUGACAACAUAAGUAAAAGUUCUGCAAUCCAAAGAAAGGGAAGAGCAGGUCGAAUUUUACAUUUAUUAAAAAAGAAUAAAAAAAAUAAAAAGAAAAUCGAAACGGAAAAGGGACAUGUGUACAAAUUAUAUUCAUUAAAUUAUUACAACUAUUUUUUCAAAAACGAUAAUGAUUUCCCAAUUUUAAAUUACCCCCUGGAUUCCCUAAUUUUAUACCUACUAAGUUUUAAAAUAAAAAAUGUAGAACAUUUCCCCUUUAUUAAUAAGCCAGAAAAGUGUAAAUUUGAAGAGGCCAAAAAAAGAUUAAUUUAUCUUAACUGUGUGUAUUUUGGGUACCAAGAUGUCCAAUUCCUAUUUAAAAAUUUAAGUGAUAAAAUGGCUUCAAAAAAAAGUAUCGAAAAUCAUAUAAACAUGUUUAACCCGAACCAUAAAAGCGGAAUUACCCCUACUGGUAGCUUUGUCCUGUCCUUACCCAUAAGUACAAGAUAUGCUAAAAUUGUAACCGACGUUUGCCUAAAAUCGUUAGCCAUUAAUCACACCAGUUCAAUCCCCUUAGCCUGUCUCUUGGUCUCUUGUUUAUAUUUGGAGUCCAUUUUUUCCUACGACUACAAGCUCAAGGCGAAGUACGGCAAAGGAGGUAAAAGAAGGAAAGUCAUCACAAAUGGAAACAGAACCCAGAGUAGUAGCCAAACUAAUAAUAAUGACACCCUCACCAGACGUAACUACAAUUUGGCAAGCUUAAUUUUUAAAAAGAACGAUGAAAAUGAAAACCAAAGUGAUGUGAAUAGUUAUUCCUCUGGUGAUGUAACCGCCGAGGACAGCAAUUCAUCAGAGGAAAAUUCCACAAACAGUGAUGAAAAGGAUAACACUCUUGAUGAUUUUAAAUUAAGAUUCGAUAACGACAUUGACUUUUACCUGAACGUGUGUACCACUUUUUAUUUUUCAAAGGACAGAAAUCAUUUCUGUUGUACCAUGCACUUGGACAAGAAAAAAAUGGAAGAACUACUCAAAUUGUCCAACCAUUUAAUAAAAAUAAUAAAUCACAAAUUUAACAAAAAUAUUAAUUUGGACAUUUUGGAAAAAAACCCAUCAGAUUUAUCCAAAAAAAUAAUUCACUAUGCAGUCAUCCAGGGAUUUAUAGAUCACCUAGCCAUUCGCUCCGACUUAAUACAUAACGAGUACACGAGAAACUCCAAUUUAAACUUUAAUAAUAAAAAGGCUUAUUUCUCCCAAAACAUGAACACUCCAAUAUAUAUCAAUUCGUCUUCCCUCAUGUAUAAAAAUAGGCCGUACCCAAUAUAUAUCCUGUACAAUUACAUAAUGAAGAACGCAAAGUCGUACGUCAUGUUCGACUGCCUAAGUGUAAAUGAAUCAGAUUUAGGAAAAAUAACCAACGUCUGCAUAUACAUUAACGAGUAUGAAAAGAUACCACCGGCCAAAUAUGACAUGAAGAAGGACAAAAUAGUUGUUUGCGUCAAGCCUUUGUAUUUGCCCUAUUCUCAUUAUCUACCCAUGACAAUAAAAGAGUUAAAUGAAAACGGGAUGUUAUUUUACAACUAUCUUGCUUUGUUCAUAUUAGAUGGGUCCAUGUUUCCUAAAAUGUCAUCAUUUCAUAUGUUUUACACCCAUUCGGCUAAUGACAUUAUCGCGUGCACCAGCCAGCCGGUUAAGCAGUUCGUAGAUGCGCUAAAGGAGGCCAGAAUAAGCAGCAGGGCGACCCUAAUUAACAAAUGGAAAAGUCAAAGCGAUUUUUUGAAGCAGGAAUUUCUAUCCUUGGUUGGAAAGAAACUUAACAAAUAUAAUGAGGAGCUCAUAGAUAAAACGUGGCCUCCUCUAAACUGA
Molecule: messenger RNA, 4686 nt
Organism: Plasmodium fragile
Lineage: Eukaryota; Apicomplexa; Aconoidasida; Haemosporida; Plasmodiidae
Exons: 3
Coding region: 1-4686 (1561 amino acids)
Biological process (GO): maturation of SSU-rRNA from tricistronic rRNA transcript (SSU-rRNA, 5.8S rRNA, LSU-rRNA)
Cellular component (GO): intracellular anatomical structure; nucleolus
Molecular function (GO): RNA binding; ATP binding
Source: RefSeq, a predicted model, not a curated record